Molecule: messenger RNA, 1499 nt
Organism: Rhea pennata
Lineage: Eukaryota; Metazoa; Chordata; Aves; Rheiformes; Rheidae
Gene: ALG3
Product: ALG3 alpha-1,3- mannosyltransferase
Exons: 9
Coding region: 2-1291 (429 amino acids)
Cellular component (GO): endoplasmic reticulum
Molecular function (GO): dol-P-Man:Man(5)GlcNAc(2)-PP-Dol alpha-1,3-mannosyltransferase activity
Source: RefSeq, a predicted model, not a curated record
GAUGGCGGCGGCGGCGGCGCUGCGGCGGGCCUGGCGGGAGCGGCACGCGGCGCUGCUGGAGCCCAGCUACACCCCGCUGGUGGCCGCCUGCCUCUGCCUGGCCGAGGGCGGCGUCAACCUCUGGGUCAUCCGCAGGGUGCCCUACACCGAGAUCGACUGGAAGGCCUACAUGGACGAGGUGGAGGGGUUUGCGAACGGGACCCUCGACUACACCCAGCUGAAGGGCGACACGGGGCCACUGGUCUACCCUGCCGGCUUUGUGUACAUCUUCCUGGGCCUCUACUAUGCCACGGGCCAUGGCACUGACAUCCGCCUGGCGCAGUACCUCUUCGCUGGUCUCUAUCUCCUCAACCUCCUCCUUGUCUUCCGCAUCUACUGCCGAACCAACAAGGUCCCCCCAUAUGUUUUCUUCUUCAUGUGCUGCGCCUCCUACCGCAUCCACUCCAUCUUUGUCCUGCGGCUCUUUAACGACACCGUCGCCAUGGCCAUCCUCUUCCUUGCGGUCAACCUGUUCCUGGAGGAGCGCUGGUCCUGGGGUUGCCUCAUCUUCAGCACGGCCGUGUCAGUGAAGAUGAACAUCCUGCUCUUCGCGCCCGGACUUCUCUUCCUCCUCCUCAAACGUUUUGGUCUCCUGGGCUGCAUCCCCAAGCUCUGCAUCUGUGCCCUUCUCCAGGUGCUUCUAGGGCUGCCCUUCCUGCUGGUGAACCCUGUGGGGUACCUCACCCGCUCCUUCGACCUGGGCCGCCAGUUCCAGUUCAAAUGGACAGUGAACUGGCGCUUCCUCCCAGAAGAGGUUUUCCAGCAUCGCGCUUUCCACACCACACUGCUCCUGGCUCACCUGGCUGGCCUGGGGCUCUUUGCCCUUCAUCGGUGGCACAGGUCCAGAGAGAGCAUCCUGGCUCUGCUAAAGGAUCCUGCAGAAAGAAAACAUCCAUCCCAUCCCUUGUCUGUCAACGAGAUUGUUUUCGUCCUCUUCUCCUCCAACUUCCUGGGAGUCUGCUGCAGCCGCUCCCUGCACUACCAGUUCUAUGUGUGGUACUUCCACACGCUGCCCUACCUGCUCUGGUGCACCCCUACCUCCAAGCUCGCCCACAUGCCCAAGGUGCUGCUGUUGGGCGUCAUCGAGCUCUGUUGGAACACCUACCCCUCCACCGUCUGCAGCUCCCUCUCCCUGCACAUCUGCCACGGCCUUGUCCUGCUCCAGCUUUGGUACGGCACAGCCCCUUUGUCGGCCCCACGUGACCCCCAGCCUGGCAGGAAGCCUGCACCGCUCUCAAAGAAGGUGCAGUGAGAGCCCAGCAGGCUGGACGAUGGGAACUGAACUCUUGGACUGCCUCUUCUGCCUCAUCUCUUCCCCAUCUGGCUCCCAGGCUGCCUCAGCCUUCCCAGAAGGGCCACAAGCCCUGGAACUGCUCGAAGGGGGCAGUUUGGGGACACCCCAGUAAUGCCCCAAUGGGCAGGACUUCUCCAAUAAAAGGGGCUGUGCGUGCCCUUCCUUA